UUUCCUUUAAUCGUUUAUACUUCAUUUCACGAGGCACGAGAGAACCCUACCACCUUAUUAAAUCUUAAGAAGCAGGGAAUUCCUAUACGUUUCAUAGAGAGACUAUGAUAAGUGCCUGAUUAUAUUGGCGAGAUGCUGUCGAAGUUAAAAAAGUAUAAAAAUGAUUAUAAAACAACAAUUCUGUAAAAUCAUAAUGAAUAACCAAAGUUUGGAUAAACGAACGACAAAUAUGCUGAUUCGACAAUACAUCCUUUUUGUCAGUCUGCACUUAACAUUUCUAUUUGGAACUAUUUAUUGUACAUCGUCUUUGUGUUCUUAUAAUUCACCUUGGCUGAUAUACACGAAUCAGAAGCUUAAUCAGGCACCAUUAGAAAUCAUCACUGGACAAACUGCGCUUGGAUGCUCGAACGCUUGUUUUUUGGAUGAUAAAUGCACGUCGUUUAAUCAUGAACCAUCUACCGGCGGGUGUGAGUUACUACGUGGCGCACGUUUUAAAAUACUAGGCGACGAGAAGCAGACGACGACUGGUUGGAACUACUACCUCAUUAACUGUCAGUUUAUCGUAACACAUGAGGUAUCCAUCCAGCCGGGUUGCAGCCACAUCUGCGAAAUAAAAGGUGUGUGGAAGGGAUUUAUGUCAGCGGAAGGUCCAGGAGGAAACGGAGAUUUUGAAACCGUCGGCAUGUGGGAGAGGAAAGCCGUCACUGAAAAUAAUACGGCUCUUGCAGCCCAAUAUUGUGAUGAUGAGCUCGCACCUCUUGCAGUCCGUGCUCGUAAUGUGGACACGCAUGAACCACCAGAAGCAGAGAUGGCCAUUGGCAGAAUAUUCUAUAGAUAUUCCGCAUACUCAGGAUUCGGUUGCAGACUAGUUGAUAAUCCGAGUUUGGCAUGCGAAAGCUAUGAAGUUCAAUGGCUCUGUCCUCGAUUAUAGCUUUAUUGUGUUGUCUUAAAAACCAAAGGAUUGUCCUAAAUUAAUACCAGAUGUCAGAACUAUUAUUAGAACUAGUAUUUUUUUAAAUUAAGACUCCAUAGAUGUGGAAUGAAUUGGUACGGUGACGAUGACAUUAUAUUUCAAACGUUUAAAUCAGAUGAUAAUGAAGUAAUGAUUUUGAAAGCCAAGGCUGCACUUUUAAUGUUCAUAGAGCGUAAUACAGUACGUGUUAAAAAAACGCAACAGAUUGUUAUCUCGGAAAAGCACAAAACCAGUGAUAACAGCAUUGAUUUCAUUCAAUGUACC
Owenia fusiformis is the source of this 1237-nucleotide messenger RNA. The record is from the annotation of a GenBank genome assembly. NCBI's taxonomy places the organism in Eukaryota, Metazoa, Annelida, Polychaeta, Sabellida, Oweniidae.